AUGGAUAGGAACUUUGCUCAAAUACAGAAGGAGCGGCUCCCCACUCUCUAUGAGGUGCUGAUACAGAAGAGCGGUGCUCCGCUGGACCUUUGGUCUUUCUACACUUACUUGUCGCAGUUCCCGUUUGCAAUUAAUUACUUGGAUUUCUGGAUUGACUUGAUGGCACAUAUACGACUCUGCAAAGAUUUUAUCAAGGGUGUCCGACGAUCGAUUGGCGAGGCUGCGGAGAGAAACGAGGAGCAACAGGGUGGUGGUGGCGCUGAUGACACAGCGUCAGUUACAACGAGUGUUUUAAUGCAGACGAUAAUGGAGGAGGCACAGUUGGACCUCAACAGACCUGACGACGUUUACUCGUUUUUCCGCAACAGUCACCAGCAGGACGGUCUUGGCGAUAAUCUCAGAGCAAGUUCGCGAUACUCGGCAAGAGUGUCACAGAUGCUGGACGAGUGGAACGGGAGGACGAGUCACAGGUACACGGGCCAUAGCGUGGAUAUUUCGAACGGGAACUUGACGACGCUGAUGGACGAGUUUUUAAACGAGCAUAGCAAGACGCGGGGCGAUGGGGGGGCCUACAUCACUACAAAACAACUACUGCAUAACGCGACACACAUGUGUCGAACGUAUCUGAUAUCGAGGGAGGAGAGCGAACGAUACUUGACGAACAUUCCAACGGAGAUCCGCGAGUACAUUCUUGUAGGGGUCCUGGACGCCAAGAAGUACGACCCUGGUAUCUUUGAUGACUUGAAGACUCUGACGUACCAGUUCUUAGAGAUAGACUGUUUCCCAAAAUUUUUGAGCCAAGUGGCACUGCACAAUUUACACGAUGAGAUAUCCAAUUGGCGAUUUAAUAAAUUGGACAGCACCAAGUACAGUGGUGGUGGUGGCGCACUCACGGGGGACCCUGAGAAGGAUGCUGUCGGUUACCGCGGUGCACACACGCCGUUUUCAAACUACACGACCCUCAGCCGGAUCCUGUUCGGACUGCUGUGGCUUGGAAUCGGGUUUUGGAUCGGAUACACACUAAUUUUUCUCAAGUACAGCCGUGCCAUCAGAGUCGUCACCGUGGUACCGUUUGCUCUGGGCUGUUACUACUGCAUCUGCGGCCUGUACCAGGUCGAUAUCAUAUAUUCCAUAUUCGGCGUCACACAGAGACUACUACAGAGGGAAACAGCAGCAGCAGGGGAAGACCCGCCAACUCACACUGACGCCACUACUGCUAAAGUACCCUCUUUACUCGUUCUUUUCGGUGGCCGUGGCAGACUCCUCAAGAUCGAGCACGAGUUCACAAGAAGACUGCUGCUGCGCCGCGGCCUGUGGUGUCUGCUGCUCGUGACGUUCUCGACCGCAGCUUUCACCGUCAUCUUCAGUUGCGUCCCAGGUUACCGUGUGUGA
This is a messenger RNA of Huiozyma naganishii CBS 8797, 1392 nucleotides long. It is a transcript of the gene RAX1, whose product is annotated as Rax1p. Gene Ontology annotation, cellular component: plasma membrane. NCBI's taxonomy places the organism in Eukaryota, Fungi, Ascomycota, Saccharomycetes, Saccharomycetales, Saccharomycetaceae. The transcript has a single exon. Bases 1 to 1392 code for a protein of 463 amino acids. Gene Ontology annotation, biological process: intracellular protein localization. The record is from RefSeq and is a predicted model, not a curated record.